UUGAGACGUAAAAUAUAAGGAUUAUAAUAUAUUUAUGUUCGCAAUAUUCAUAUACCACGUAUAAGGGUUUAGGUUAUGAACAAGGAUGAAUACAAAACAAGAAGAAUAAGACCUUUAGAUCCGACUGUUGUAAAUAAAAUUGCUGCUGGUGAGGUUAUCGAGCGUCCAGAAAACGCUGUUAAGGAAUUAUUGGAAAAUGCUUUGGAUGCUGGAAGCACGUCGAUUGAGGUCUUGCUAAAAGAUGGUGGUUUAAAGUUGUUGCAAAUUUCAGACAACGGUUCAGGAAUUCAUUAUGAUGACUUACCUUACCUUUGUCAACGUUUUAGUACAUCGAAGUUAGAAAAGUUUGAAGACUUACAGCAAAUGCGAACAUUUGGCUUUCGGGGUGAGGCUUUGGCAAGUAUUAGUCAUGUUGCUAAAGUGACAAUUACAACGAAACGUGAAGGGGACGUGCAUGCUUGGAGAGCCUUUUAUGUCGAUGGUAAGCUAGCUCCUUUAUCCCCCUCUAAUAGUCCAGCUCCGCAACCUUGCGCCGGUAAACAAGGUACGGUGAUUACGGUUGAGGAUCUUUUCUACAAUGUACCUGGGAGGAAGGCUGCUUUGAAGCAUGGGAGUGAAGAAUAUCGCCGAGUUUUGAAUUUGGUACAGAAGUACGCCAUUCAUUCCAGGAUGGUAUCCUUUACUUGCAAAAAAGUAGGUGAAACCGUUGCGUCAGUGUCUCUAAGCUCUCGAUUAUCAACGAAGGAUAAGAUCCGUCAUGUCUACGGGACUCUUGCUGUAAAGCAUUUAAAGGUGUUAAAUAUUGCGGAAGGAGCUACCAAUGUAGAAAGUUUUCACGCAGAUGGUUUAAUUAGCAGCGCGGAUUAUGAAGAUAAAAAAAGCGUCUUUAUUUUGUUUAUUAAUAAUCGACUUGUGGAAUCAAUUGAGUUGAAAACUGCUAUUGACGAGACUUAUUCAAAGUUUCUGCAUAAAGGCGCAUCUUACUUUGUUUAUUUAUCUCUGGUAAUGAAGCCUGAACAAUUAGAUGUCAAUGUACACCCGUCUAAACGCAUAGUUCACUUUUUAUAUGAUCACGAAAUAUUCAGUGCUAUAAGUGAAAAGCUAGUGGAUCUUUUGCAAACUACGGAUGAACAACGCUCUUAUGCAAUGCAAACAACAAUUCCAAGUAUUACGAUGGUUAAAACUCCUGAGCUUCCUUCACAAAAAACUAAGAAAAUAUACGAAAACAACCUUGUACGUACAGACCCUAGAGAACGAAGUAUAAAAGCUAUGUUUUCAUCCUCCCAAAACGCAGCUACCUUUAAGUCUAAUAAGAAAUCUUCUCUGAGCGAGGACCUGGCUAAUGAAGAAACGCAAGUUGAGCCCUUGGCGAAUCCUACUCCUUCGCUUGAAGCAGGAUUAGAUGAAGAAGAAAAUGAAGUCUCCGAAGACAAAACUAUUGUCCCAUGCGAAUUAGAAAGUAUAAGACAGCUUCAAAAUGAAGUUCUGAACUCUAUGCAUUUAUUAGCUACUAACAUUCUUUCCGAGCACAAAUAUGUUGGGCUAGUAUGCCCGUACAAGAGGAUCGCAGCUGUUCAGCAUAAUAUUGGUUUAUAUCUUGUUGAUUAUGCAAAAUUAGCUUAUCAUUUGUUUUACCAAAUUUGUCUAACAGAAUUUGCAAAUUACGGGAAAAUAUGUAUGAAUCCUCCAAUUCCUCUCAAUAAGCUUUUUUUUGUUUCAUUUACCAAGGACGAACUUGAGCUUUCCGAGAAAACCAGAAAACUUUUGGUAGCUAGGCGGGAUAUGUUACAUGAGUAUUUUUCAAUUGAGAUAUCCACGGAAGGGUUCCUUAAUGCUAUGCCCUGUCUUAGCAAAAGUUAUAGGCCCUAUUUAACUAGGUUGCCAUUAUUUUUAAAGGAUAUCGCACCUGACAAGGUUGAUUGGUUGGAUGAACGGUCUUGUCUAGAUGGAAUCAUGAAAGCCUUGGCCAAAUUUUACGUCCCAGUAAGGUUGUCGCCAGAAAAUACUAGCUAUGAGGACAUAACAUAUAUGGAAAGGUUACUGGAAGAGUUUUUAUUCCCGGAAUUUCGCCGAAGGCUGAUUUGUCCAAAAGAGCUCUUUGAACAAAUGACUAUUUUUCAGGUGACCAGUUUGCCACGUUUGUAUACUGUUUUUGAACGUUGUUAACGUUCUAUGGUUUCAGACAUUUUGGCUUACUUCCUUUAAUGAUUAGAACAUCCACAUAUAGCAAUUUGAAAGAAUAGUCAAAGUUCCCUCUGAUACAAAUUGAAAGAGAGUCCGUUAAUAAGUUCUUGCUUGGUACUGCUGUAAUCUAAAGGACGCAGAGGCUUGAUUAUAUAGCAGCAUUUAAUGUUGGAGUUCAGAUACUAGGAAUUGUAAAACUGACGACUUACAAUAUAUAUUUUAAGAAAAAAUAAACCUUAUUAACUGAAA
Molecule: messenger RNA, 2433 nt
Organism: Schizosaccharomyces cryophilus OY26
Lineage: Eukaryota; Fungi; Ascomycota; Schizosaccharomycetes; Schizosaccharomycetales; Schizosaccharomycetaceae
Product: MutL family protein Mlh1
Exons: 4
Coding region: 76-2166 (696 amino acids)
Biological process (GO): mismatch repair
Cellular component (GO): MutLalpha complex
Molecular function (GO): ATP hydrolysis activity; mismatched DNA binding; ATP-dependent DNA damage sensor activity
Source: RefSeq, a predicted model, not a curated record